AAGACAGGCUGCCUCAAACAAAGAGAGUUUUUGGUUUACAUGCAUUUGGAGUUUCCAGUGUUAACAUCUCAGACCUCUUGGAUACAUUGCUGUACAGUGUUGGCCUCCCUCCUUCAUCUCUGCAGGUUGUAACUAUGAUUAAGGAGGACGGUAUAGAAGAAAUUAAGAUCGAUCUUGGGGGAGAAGAGCAGCAGAAUGAGGACAAUUCUGCCCUCCCUCAAAAUGAAACCAUCCCAUUGGUGGAGAACCGGGACCCCAAAGGAGUUAAUGCACAUUUGAGGGUGACUUUUGAAGAUGUGAUAGCCGAACCCCAGUCGAUCCACAGCUUUGACAAGGUGUGGCUCUGGAGUCAUGCCUUGUUUGAAGUCUCCAGACUCUGGUUCUACAGAAUAAUCUCCCUCAUCCUCGCUGUUCCUGUUUCUUUAAUCGCUGGAAUUCUGUUAGCCAUACUAAGCUGCCUUCACAUUUGGUGUGUGAUGCCAUGUGUCAGAGUCUUCCUGAUCAACAUGCCUUCCAUUCAGACAAUCUGGGGAUCAAUUUUAGACACCGCCAUCUCACCAUUCUUCAGGAGUAUGGGGAAAUGUUGCAGUACCAUCAAUGUACACCUGUCUCGUGACUGAAAUCCUAGAUCACCUGUUAGUUUGACUGGGGAACAAUCCCUGGACUACAUUAACAAUACUGCCUCUCUCAGCAGGCAAUGCUCUGGCUCCAACAACACUUUGUAAAUGGCAAUAGCACAGUAAGAUAUAUAAAAGCUUCUGUUUGAAUGUAUUGAUGGUUUUAAUUAUUGAUUUAAACUAAAAAAAUGCAAGUUUAAAAACAACCAAAACACAUGUUUCACUCAUUCAUAAGUACAAAUAAUAGAGUGGGACCCUUGGCGUCAAUGUGGUAACGAAAUGUGUUAAGUUGGAAUAAAGGGCUGUGUUCAUGUAGCAUCACUAUGACCGUCCUAUGCAUUUACUGGUACAUUCUUGGUACAUUAUUUCUUUAGGAGUACAGCCUAAAAAGAAAAGGUACUUCUUUAGAUCUAGCUAAUACUCCACCAUUAUAAUUAUUCUCACUGUAGCUCAUGGAGUCAUUGAUAAUGAAGUUCCUAAUAAUAGCCAGAGCUACUAAUGGCAAUACCAAAAUAGAAGCAGGCCAAAUGAACCUUUCUUUCUCCAAGAUAAUGAUAUCCUUCAAAUAAAGCUGCUUGAACAGGGGAGUAGGAUCAUGAAGAACAAAAAAACUAAAGAGGACAAAGUGCAAUCUGUGUCUAUCAAGGGCACUAUAGUUGUAUAGAAAAGUAUUUUCAUUAAAAUAACAAUGCUUGUUAGAGAGUAGAGAUAAUGACGCUCGGCGUAGCAUAGUGUCAAUGUUUAUCUGAAGCAGUGCAUUUUCUUUGUUGAGCUGCAGUACACAGCCAAGGAUAGCAUUGUGACGUGCAAAUGCUUAGUGGAAGGCUGCUACCUAGUAGAUGCUGUGCAUUUUGGGAAAUGUGAGCUCCUACACUGUAUUUCUUAGACAGGUGUUAUUAAAAAUAACUUGACAUACUUUCUUAAGUUGUGAGUCAUAUCGAACAAAAAAGCUCUGUAGUUUCACAUUUCAUACAUCAAUUAUUACAUGAAUUUAGGCAGAGAUAUACUCAAACCAUGUUCUGGAAGGUGUGGGAUACAUUAGCGUUCUAGUGCAUCCUCCUUCUGGAAUUUCACGAAUUGAAGACACAAGGUUAACCAUAGAUACUGCAAAUAAACACCAAUGCGGCUCUAUUUCAAAACCACACUCUUCAUAUUGAGUACAUGUAAAUGUAAAUUUGAACAUCCUGGUAUAAUUGUAUUUAUACAAUGCUUAUCUUUUAAAUGCUGUGGAUUCAACCAUUCAACAUUAACAAUAUCAAUAAAGGGUACAUAACAUA
Messenger RNA from Acipenser ruthenus (sterlet), 1894 nucleotides. RefSeq names its product caveolin-2-like. Gene Ontology annotation, molecular function: molecular adaptor activity. Lineage: Eukaryota; Metazoa; Chordata; Actinopteri; Acipenseriformes; Acipenseridae. The transcript has 3 exons. The record is from RefSeq and is a predicted model, not a curated record. Gene Ontology annotation, biological process: caveola assembly. The coding region runs from base 135 to 620 and encodes 161 amino acids. Gene Ontology annotation, cellular component: caveola.